AUGGAUGAAGAAAUAUUUGAUAAUCCAAUUCAAAAAUUAAAUUAUAAUAUAAGAACUGAAGAAUCAGGUUCAUUAUUAAAAUAUUUACAAUCACAAAAAUCAAAUUUCACAGAUUCUAAAAAAUUCAUUUCAUUUAAACAAAAAGGAAAUGAUUCAGUUGGAAUUCGUAAAGAAAUCACUCAAAAAAAGUCAUUCCCAUUAGAUAAUGGUUUCAUUGGUACUGUAGCAGAUCCAUUCAUUGCAAUUGCAUUUCAAAUAUCUGAUAGAUUUAAUAUUGAUGAAUAUUUAGCUUGCAGAAUUUUAUAUUCAGUAGUUGAUCAUAGUACCACAAGAGAUGAAAAAGAAUUAAUUGAAUUAUCAGAAAAAUUUAUUUACCAAAAUAGAUCAUGCUAUUUACAAUUUUUAAGAGAAAUAUUACAUACAUUACAAAGUAGAGAUUCUGUUAAUGAUAUUAAUCAUUCAAAGAUGAAACAUGAUAUAUUACAAUCAUUUAUUGGUGAAUUAAUUUCAGAGCAAACUAAUGAUAAGAAUAUAGUAACAAUUUUAAUUAAAACAUUAGAAGAGAAAGUUAAAGAUAUGAAUGGUACUGUAAAUCCAUUAGAAUGUUGUUUUAGAGUAAAAGAAUGUAUUCAAAUUGUUGAAUGUUUAUUUUUAAUUUCAAUUCAAUUUACAAUUAAAGAAGAUAUUAUUAAAUUAUAUAUCAGAGUUUUAAAUCAAGUAAUUGAGAAAGAAAAGAGGGAAGAUUCAAUUUUAAAGAAAUCAUUAUUUGAAAUUAUGUUUACAUUAUAUUUCACAAUUUUUGCAGUUUUUGAUAAUGUUAAAAAUAGUCAAGUAUUUAAUGCAAUUGAAAAAAGAUAUACUUUUAAUGAAAUUAGUUCAACUGAUUCAAUUGAAAAUGAAAUUAAACAAAUUGAUAACCAACAUCCAAUUAAAUCUUCAUUAUAUGCAAUUUUUAAUAUAAUUUUAAUUGCAAAAGAAAAUAAUAAUAGUAAUAGUAAUAGUAAUAGUAAUAGUAAUAGUAAUAGUAAUAGUAAUAAUAAUAAUAAUCGUAUUACCCCUGAAAAUGAUUCAUAUAAAUUCCUUUUACAAGCAGUUCAAACACAAGAAUAUCAAUUGUCACCUUUAAAUAUCCUAUUUGGUUCAUUUAUAAAUAUUUUAUCUUGUAGAUUUUUAUCAAAUUUAUCAAGUCACCCAACUAAAAAAGACAUUUUAUAUUAA
This is a messenger RNA of Dictyostelium discoideum AX4, 1218 nucleotides long. RefSeq lists its product as hypothetical. The transcript is spliced from 6 exons. Lineage: Eukaryota; Evosea; Eumycetozoa; Dictyosteliales; Dictyosteliaceae. The coding region runs from base 1 to 1218 and encodes 405 amino acids. The record is from RefSeq and is a predicted model, not a curated record.